This is a messenger RNA of Symbiodinium necroappetens, 1312 nucleotides long. The record is from the annotation of a GenBank genome assembly. NCBI's taxonomy places the organism in Eukaryota, Dinophyceae, Suessiales, Symbiodiniaceae.
GAGAGCUCGUGCCGAUUUCUAUCAUUUGAGCCAGACCACAACUCGUUUGCAUGCAUUCUGGUCCCACAGCUGGCAUGGUUCCGUUUCAGGAAAGGUUGCCACUUUGUUCUUCCUUACCAAAGCCGGGGCCGCCGCCGCGGCAGGCACAGGAGCAGCAGUUGCUGCGUGCAUCGCUUUCGGAUGUGGCGUGCUUCCCGAUGAUGACGGGCGCAGCUGGUGGUGCUUGAGCUCCGGAUGCCUCGCCUAUUUGCUGACAGUGCUGUUUUGGCGGCCACGGCAGUUAGGCACCUUGAGCUUGGGGGCCAUACUUAAAUGCUCCGAUGCCAUGCUGGUGCUUUGGGAUCCAACUUGGGCUCGUCGACUUUGGUGUGUGUACGAGCUGGCCGCCUUCAUUCGCAGCAGGUCCCCAGGCGAGAAGCCGCGCGUCAACAUCCGACCGACCCUCCUGGGAUUCACCCUGUUUGCAUGCUGGUUUGCAUGCGCACUUGGAGGUUUCGCCUUCGACUUCGCUUUCACUCUACAAACCACCCUUGGAGGGAAUGGUGUUAUCUUCUUUGGGCUUGCUCUUUGUGGAUUAAUUUUCUGGUACAUUGCACACCUCGUGCGUGAGUACUGCCGUGAUGUGACCACAAUGUGCCAGCACAUCGCACGCUUCAGUUUUGCAACAGCUGAAAGCUUCUGCUGCUCUGUAGAGCACAAACACCCCCAUAGCGAAGAACAUCUGAUGUGCGACCGAGAGGUGAUGCAGAGAUGCAUCAACAUUUGGUUUGGUGGCAUCGAAGCUUUCGAACAGCAAGUCCAAGGCGACUUAUACAAGUUGCUGGUGGAUCAGCUUGCCAAUCACAUGGUGUCAUACUGGCGUUUAGCCGAAGCCUCUCCGGUAUUCCUUUGGUUUCAUCUUGACAUUGCGGCACGCGGGCUCAGGCAGUUUAUUUAUUUGGCAGAGGAUGAAGCUCAUUUGAUAUUGGCAAUCAUGCAGCUCCUCUUGGGCCUGUCUUACUGGCUCGGAGUGGUUCCCAUCCUCUGGCGCGUGAUGUUUCGCCUGGCAUGGGCCAUGCAGACAAAGUGUGCCUGUCGAGUACUGGAUUAUACUAAGUCCUUGCUCCUUUUACUGCCAGGGAUCUUCAUCUUCGGUGCCUUCCCCUUUCUCAACUCCUUCCUUUCCGAGCACCUUCUACGUGAUUUGAGUCCCCUUGGUUUCGCACUGAUAACGAUUCCUCUUGCAGCAUUGGUCUGGCGAAACCUGCCAGUACCUGUGCCACGCCACAACGUGAGACUGGCAACAGAGCCACAAGCUCAGUCAGCAAAACUU